Molecule: messenger RNA, 715 nt
Organism: Drosophila subpulchrella
Lineage: Eukaryota; Metazoa; Arthropoda; Insecta; Diptera; Drosophilidae
Gene: Obp8a
Exons: 2
Coding region: 112-585 (157 amino acids)
Molecular function (GO): odorant binding
Source: RefSeq, a predicted model, not a curated record
AUAGCCGCAGUUAUAAUAGUCCAACCGUGCCAAUCGGGUUGGCUUAGUUCCACCGAUUUCUAUGGAGCUUAGUCCAGCUUUGCGACUGCAGCGGAGGAGAUCUCCAUCAGAAUGGCACGGCGAUCGCAGAUCUGGUUGCUCGGGCUGUAUUUCCUACUGGCACCUCCGUUGAUCCUGGCCAUCCGAUCCUCCCAGUCGCUGGCUCUCCUGCGAGCCCGGGAUCAGUGCGGCAGAGAGCUGACCGCCGGCCAGCGCCUCCUCCUGGACAGGAUGCAGUUCGAGGACGCUCCACAUGUGCGCCACUACCUCCAUUGCUUCUGGUCGCGCCUGCAGCUCUGGCAGGACGCCUCCGGUUUCCAGGCCCAGCGCAUCGUCCAGAGUUUCGGGGGCGAGAGACGCCUCAAUGUGGAGCAGGCGCUGCCCGCCAUCAACGGGUGCAAUGCGAAGACGCGGUUCCGAGGCUCAGGAUCUGGAAUGGGUUCAGUGGUGGACUGGUGUUUCCGGGCCUUUGUCUGUGUGCUGGCCACGCCAGUGGGGGAGUGGUAUAAGCGGCACAUGUCCGACGUCAUCAAUGGAAAUGCCUAAAAGUAUCCAAGUACAAUCAGUAGAUUGAAUAUAAAAUAUAAAGUUUAAUAUAGAGCAAACAAAACUUUGAUUUAUCCAGAAAAAAUAAAUAUUCAGAGGCCUUGGAAAUAUUUCCUCAUAAAGAACUAGG